Alternaria rosae is the source of this 4197-nucleotide messenger RNA. RefSeq lists its product as uncharacterized. Lineage: Eukaryota; Fungi; Ascomycota; Dothideomycetes; Pleosporales; Pleosporaceae. The transcript has a single exon. Gene Ontology annotation, molecular function: methyltransferase activity; chromatin binding. Gene Ontology annotation, cellular component: nucleus. The record is from RefSeq and is a predicted model, not a curated record. The coding region runs from base 32 to 3946 and encodes 1304 amino acids.
CCGACACAUUGAUUACCAUUGCGAGUGCACGAUGGAGGCGACGAUUGAUGACAACAUCACGCUAGAAACGCCAAAUUCAAAGCGGCGGCGGCAAAGUACACAGAGCACAGGCCCGAGAAGACGAAGCGAACCGAAGAUCACCUUGCCGGCGUUAAGUGAUUUCGCCAGGUCACAUGUCGCAAACUGGACUCCCCCCGUGCCUGUCACGCCCGAAUCGGAAGCACUACGAAGCCUGAAGAGUGAAUGGAGACGCCAAUCUCGCGAAGAGCCCAUAUACGAUGGGUCAAAGUCCGAGAAGCAACUUCUGAUUGUGGACCUGCAAGAUUACGAGAUCUAUCGAACACCGGAGAGCGAGUGCAGGGCCUAUGAGCUGACGAGCUUGCAUUAUUUGGAGGUUUCGAUCGCAAAGAAGUUGUGCUUUGAUGGCUUCAUCUGCUUGGGAUCGACCAAACACUACGUGCAUGCAGUACCAAUCCAGGAUAGCUCUGUCGAUGGCUACGGAGAUGAUGAGAACUCUGGUGUUACUACUCACGUACAGUCUACGUUUGCGAGUAAAGACAAGCAAUACGACAUCUGGUACAGGCUUGCUAAGCCUGCACCCGGCUACAAAGAUUUUCAGAGAUCGUUCCUCUGGGUAGCACAAUUGGGAAAGCACAUCAUCGACUACGUGGACAGCCAAACCGUGGGCUCUGUUGGACUGAACGACUUCCACGAAGACUUCUAUCAAUGGCUCCCACUCCGCUUUGGCCAAUGCGCGGACUUUCAGCAGUGGCAUACUGCUUUUAGACGCCAAACUGAUUUUCGCGUCGCCGUACAUGCCUACAUCGAGUACUUCUACAACCAGGCCUUUAACCUUUCGAACUCGAAACAGCUGCUUGCUCAUCCACUCUGGAGCGAGUGCAUGGCGAAAGGUUUAACAGCAGUGAAGGCGCAGAAGCAGAUCAUUGAGCACACCAUCGCUACGCCGGAGGUCUACGAUUGCUUCAAGGACAUGUAUUUCGGUGAGCAGAUCCAAAAACAACGACCAGUCGACACAGUUCGUAUCGAACAGGAGCGCAGGAAGCGUAGGCUUGGGUUCGCGAAGAACCCGUCGGCACAGCGAUCGACCACCCCGCGACCAAACGCCUGUCAGCCGUAUGGUAACUUACCAGUGAGGGUUGGAGACGUUGUUGCACUCGUUCCUGACGAGACAGACGCAACGGUUUGGCGCAACACGACCUGGGAGUGGCUGGCCUACGUUCAGGCUACGGAGUCCUUGGACAACGGAACGCAGAAGCUGUUCGUACUAUGGAUUUAUCGACAUCAUGAGACGAACAUCUUCAAAGCAAAGUACCCUUAUCAUAACGAAUUUUUCUUGUCAGACAAUUGCAAUUGCUCCGAACGAGAGCUGUUAUCUACAAACAUCCAGGGAAAAUACAAGGUAGACUGGUCACCAUCCACUAUCGAUUCUCAGCGCUUCUUCAUUCGCCAGACAUAUGUCACUCAAGACAGCGCCUUUAUCAGCCUCCGAUCGUCACAUAAGACUUGCACUUGUCGAAGAGCAAAGAGCACACCCGUCGAUGAUUACGUUCGAGGCGAUACAGUAUACCUAGCAAGGACCCGGAACGGAGACAUGUUCCUCGAUCCGGUUGUCAUCCAGCACAUCGACCGCGCCAAUGGAACUGUUAGAGUGCGAAAGCUACUACGACUUGAACGCGACUGCAAGGGACUAGCAACCAAAGCUCGGCGUCUCAACCUUGUGGCCAAUGAGCUUGUCCUUACGGAUGAAAACGAGGAUGUGUCCGUAACGCGCAUACAGAGGCGUUGUUUUGUCAAGUUUGUGUCUAAGGCCGACAUUCAGAACGGCCGACUACCCUUCACCUGUAAUCGAGGCGGUGCGGGCGAUCUUUGGUUUCUGUCCAUGGGGUUGGGCAGCGUGGACGGAGAGCAUAAGCUUGUCUUCCUCCGAAGUCUUCCCAAGAGCUUCAACGAAGGCCCCGACAUGACUUCUCCUGACCCGUUGAGAGGGAUGAGCAUCUUCAGUGGCGGUGGUUCACUCGAUCGAGGUCUUGAAGAGGGGGGUGCAGUUACCUUUCGUUCCGCUGUUGACUUCAGUCCCCAUGCCAUCCAUACUCAGCGGGCAAACUCGAAGAGCCUGGAGACAAUGUGUCUGUUCUGUGGAUCUGUCGAUGACCAUUUCGAUGCAGCUCUAAAGGACAAUAAACCGAACCUUGUUCCUCGAGUUGGAGAAGUCGACUUCAUCGCUGCUGGAUCUCCUUGUCCUGGGUUCUCGGCUCUCCAGCAAAAUAUACUCAGCGAGCAGUCCUUGAAAAAUGCAUCGCGUAUCAGUACCUUCUGCUCGUAUGUUGAUCUAUAUCGUCCCUUGUACGGUAUCCUCGAAAACGUGGUCAACAUGGCCUCAAUUCGGGCCGGAUUCGAAGACCAGAAUGUGUUAUCUCAGGUUGUUGCUUCCCUCGUCUCAAUGGGAUACCAGUGCAACCAGUUCAUAAUGGACGCAUGGAGCUACGGCAGCGUUCAGCAACGAUCGCGCCUGAUCCUUACGAUAGCUGCCCCCGGACUUGAGCCGAUUGCCCAACCUUGGCACACGCAUGCAAGACCAUACGAGGAGACUGCCGGAAGAAGCCUCGGUUAUUUACCCAAUGGGCAACGAUUCGGCGAACGCGAGCACUAUCCAACGCCCUUUCCGUACGUACCAGCGGUGACCGUCGAUGCGGGAUUGCCCGACAUUGGCAAUGGUAUCAUACAGACUUGUAUCCCAUUUCCCGAUCACCGCUUAUCCCAGGUACCAACGCGUAAGCAACGUGCACUGGUCAGAUGCAUUCCACGACAGCCCCCAGGAUGUGAUUACAAAGAAGCAGACCGACGCGGUCUUAUCCCGACCUCGCUACGAGACCCGAGGACCGAUAUCGGGAAAGCGUACAGGAGGAUCAAAGCAGCGGGACUGGUACCGACUAUCACAACAAACAUAGUCAUCCGCGAUUCUCGAAAUGGCGCUACAUUGCAUUGGGAUCAACAUCGAUCUAUCAGUGUAUUAGAAGCACGUCGUACACAGGGCUAUGUGGAUGAAGAGCCCAUCAUUGGUUCGCUUUCGGAGCAAUACAAAAUUGUCGGCAAUGGUGUGGACCGCAAGGUUGCUUUUGCCAUGGGUCUAUCUCUACUACGGGCAGUUCAGAAGAACGAGUCGGGGUUCACUGCGAACGGGACGACACAGAUCUCUUCUGAAGUGAUAGACAUUACUAGCGAUGCCGAGACAUCUCCGAUUCAGAAGAGUGCUACGAAGCCCAAACCCCAGUUAAAUUCACACGAUGUGUCAGCAGUCCGAAAGGAGCAACUCCGCAGGAGUUCCAGCCCGGUAGUUGCGAUACCCGGACGAGGGAAAACGGAAGGCACUACUGCGAGUAUGAACAGUACCCCGGGGCCAUCUAGAAGGAAUGCGAGCAUCUCGAAUGGCGCAACAAGCGAAUUCUCACAAACUCCCUCUAUAUCACAGCCUGAUGCCUCGGUCACCCAGACCUCUGGUUUCUUCUCCCGACUUUCCAAAUCUCUCGCCGCUGGCGCCGGUCAACUUUCUUUAUCGAGCAUUUCCGAUUCUUCCUCUGCCCCGACUUCGUCACCAGCGCCCGUGAAACGCAGUCGAGAAGAGGAUGAGGAUCCUUUUGCACCAGAAAGCCAGAGCCGCUCACCAAGAGAGCGACCAAGGAAACAGCCACGUGUCAGCGAAACGCCAUCGGCACAAGACGUAAUCAAGAGUGAAACGGAACCUCGUAGGAGGAAGUCCGUGUUCUCGCAUCGAAGCGGCAGCGUAAGUUCUACGAGCUCGAGCAAAACUCGUUAUACUCGUAAUUCAGGGCUGUCUGUGGAGUAUGUCCCGAAGAACUGGAAUAAGAGAGCUGAAGUAGAGACACGUGAAUAUAUCUUUGAAGAGGAGUUUAUCCAGGCUGAUUAGCAGAUCUGACAUGUUGGUGGAAGAGUUGAGGAGCGAUUUUGGAGAUGGCGGGUCAUCUCUGGCUGUGGACCAAGUAGCUGGACCACGCGUUGCGAAUACCCAAUAUUUUGGCAGUGAAUCGAUAUCUAACAACCAUCGUGUGGAUUUCUGUAACUCGAAUCAACAUGUGAAACUUCGCAAUACCACUUAUGACCACCAUCUUGUAAUGCAUCUACUCAUAGUGAUGCAUUCCACAUCCGGACUAGUGCGGC